AUGGGGCGCGGGGUCUCGCGGGUUGUAACCAAUCGGCUGCCGAGGGGGGCGUGGCCGGCGGGGUCGGCGGCGCCGCCCCCCCGCUCGCAUCCUCUCGGCGGGGCGAGCGCGACCAUUUUGCGGGGGGGAGCGGCGGGAGCGCGACCGGCACCGACACCGGGGCCGCCGCCGGGACCAGGGAGCGGCAGCGGGAUCGGCAGCGGGGAGCGGCGGCGGCGCCUGACGGGGGAGGUGCAUGGGGAACCACGCGGAGGGGAGGAGCCGCCGGGAGCCGCCCCCUCGGAGCGAGCGGCGCCGCCGCGCGCCCCGCUCCGCCCGGCCUGCGCGCUCCGGGCUCGCCCCGCCGCCGCUCCAGCCCCGAUUCUUUCCUUUUGCGAGCCCUCGGCGGCCGGGCUGGGCUGUGCCCGGAACAGGAAGGUGGUGGAUUACUCCCAGUUUCAGGAAUCAGAUGAUGCUGAUGAUGAUUAUGGAAGAGAUUCGGGUCCCCCAUCCAAGAAAAUCCGCUCGUCUCCCCGGGAGGCUAAAAACAAGAGGAGGUCUGGGAAGAAUUCUCAGGAGGACAGUGAGGAUUCAGAAGACAAAGAUGUGAAGACUAAGAAAGAUGAUUCACACUCAGCAGAUGAAGAUUUUGGCAGUGAAGAUGAUGAUGUGGGAGCUGACGACGGCAAAGCCGACAGCGACUACGAGAGCUCUCAAAAAAGCAAAAAAGGAAAGAAAGCUAAACCAGACAAGAACAAGAGAGCAGCCUCCAAAUCCAGGAAAAGGCCUGCAGAGGACAGCGAGGAUGAGAAGGAAGAUCACAAAAAUGUUCGUCAGCAGCGGCAGGCGGCGUCCAAGGCAGCCUCCAAACAGAGGGAGAUGCUCAUGGAUGAUGUGGGCAGUGAGGAGGAGGAGCAGGAGGAUGAUGAGGCACAGUUCCAGGAGACAGAUUCAGGAAGUGAUGAAGACUUCCUCAUGGAAGAUGAUGAUGACAGUGACUAUGGCAGUUCAAAAAAGAAAAAUAAGAAGGUCUCCAAGAAAUCCAAGCCAGAGAGGAAAGAAAAGAAAAUGCCCAAGCCCAGGCUAAAGGCUACAGUGACCCCCAGCCCAGUGAAAGGCAAAGGGAAGGCAGGUCGCCCCACAGCUUCCAAGGCAACAAAAGAAAAGACCCCAUCCCCCAAAGAAGAGGAUGAAGAGCCUGAAAGUCCCCCAGAAAAGAAAAAAUCAGCCAGCCCUCCACCAGAAAAGUCAGGGGAUGAGGGAUCUGAAGAUGAAGCACCCUCUGGUGAAGAUUAAAAUGGCAGUUGAGGAAAAUCUUUGUUUAAAAAAAAAAAAGAGGAAAAAAAAAAGAAAAAGGAAAAGAAAACAAUACUUAGGGGUAGAACACGGUUUUGGCUGUGGCUUGACUCAUGGGCUUUGAAUGCUGUCUUUACUUUCAGCUGUUUAAUACAGUGUAUUCUUUUUUAAUAAGAGGAAACCCUUCUACAGUCAUA
Passer montanus (Eurasian tree sparrow) is the source of this 1472-nucleotide messenger RNA. It is a transcript of the gene NUCKS1, whose product is annotated as nuclear casein kinase and cyclin dependent kinase substrate 1. Gene Ontology annotation, cellular component: cytoplasm. The transcript has 8 exons. The coding region runs from base 1 to 1275 and encodes 424 amino acids. NCBI's taxonomy places the organism in Eukaryota, Metazoa, Chordata, Aves, Passeriformes, Passeridae. The record is from RefSeq and is a predicted model, not a curated record. Gene Ontology annotation, molecular function: double-stranded DNA binding; single-stranded DNA binding. Gene Ontology annotation, biological process: interstrand cross-link repair; double-strand break repair via homologous recombination.